Messenger RNA from Nicotiana attenuata, 1172 nucleotides. RefSeq lists its product as uncharacterized. NCBI's taxonomy places the organism in Eukaryota, Viridiplantae, Streptophyta, Magnoliopsida, Solanales, Solanaceae. The record is from RefSeq and is a predicted model, not a curated record. The coding region runs from base 52 to 588 and encodes 178 amino acids. The transcript is spliced from 3 exons.
GAUUGUAUGCAUAUCAAGAAUGAAUGAAGUAUUUUGGGAUGAGAGACAGACAUGGCUGCUACUGCUGCUACAUCCUUAUCUCUCUCCUUUCUUCCUAAGCCUAACUCAUCUCUUUUCUUUUCCAAAAAUGUCUCCCACAUUUCACUACUUAGAAAAUUCCACCCUCACAAGAUUCACAAUCUACCAUUAAUUUCCUCCACAAACAAUAUCCAAAAUUCUUGGAAAAUUUCCUCUAUUUCUGAGAAUUUCUUGCUAUCAGAAGCAAACCCACCAGCUGAACAAAUAGUAUCUACAGCUGAAACUACAGACCAAAUAGUUUCUUCUACCAGUGAUGAUGGAGUGUCAACCAUCAUAUCAGCUCUCCUUUUCGUUGCCUUCGUUGGCUUAUCCAUUCUCACUAUUGGGGUUAUAUACAUAGCCGUAACAGAUUUCUUGACGAAAAGGGAGAAGGAGAAGUUUGAGAAAGAAGAGGCAGCUAAGAGAAAGAAGAGUAGUGGUCGCAAGGGCAAAAUUGUAGCUAGAUCAGCUAGAGCUGGACCUAAAGGCUUUGGUCAAAAGUUUGAAGAACCUGAUGAUAAUGACGACUAAUAUUAUUUACUUUUGUCAUACAAGUUGGAAGGCCCUCUAUUCUCAAGUCCGAAGAAGCUAAACAUCCGAAAAGAACAGUUCCCUUUCACAUUAAGUAUCAAACAAAUAGACAAAUAACAAGGUAGUUGAGCGUUUUGACAAUUUUCCUUUAUUCAUUCGGCAGGCAUUUUCUGUUUAGCUGUGUCUAUGUCCAUUUCCGUAAUAUGGCCACUCCCAAUCUCAUUCUGAUUUAUCCAUUUUGAGAAAGUUGAAUGAAGCAUUUGUUGCUAAGACUCCAAAUGUUGCCCUAAAUAGUGUAAAGUUGUACUAAAAUAAUGUACCUCUUGGAGAUCUUUCCUUUCAAAUUUUGUUGAUUGUAGCUCAAAUAAAUUGGAAGCUUGAAAUUGUGUCCUGUUGGACUCAAAAGUGGAAGUAGAGUUUUUAAUGAGCCUUGCUUGAGAAAUGACGACAAAUAACAAGAUCUCAUUUAAGCAGUUGUUCAUAUGAGGUGAUUUAUGUUAUCCGUUUUUUACUUCAUAGUCUGCAUUUCUUAUUGUUCAUAUGAGGUGAUUUAUGUGGUUCUUUUGGAGACUGAUCUUUUUCUA